AUGGGUCUCUCGGUGUCACGUCUCCUUGCCGGUCUUUUUGGCAAGAAGGAGAUGCGAAUUUUGAUGGUUGGUCUUGACGCCGCUGGUAAGACCACCAUCUUGUAUAAGCUCAAGCUGGGCGAGAUUGUAACUACCAUCCCGACCAUCGGAUUCAAUGUCGAGACCGUCGAAUAUAAGAACAUCUCCUUCACCGUGUGGGAUGUCGGAGGACAAGACAAGAUCCGCCCUCUCUGGAGGCACUAUUUCCAGAACACGCAGGGUAUCAUCUUUGUGGUUGACUCGAACGAUCGGGAACGUGUGUCGGAGGCUCGUGAGGAACUUCAGCGAAUGUUGAACGAAGAUGAACUGCGGGAUGCUCUCCUCCUUGUUUUCGCAAACAAGCAAGAUCUCCCCAACGCCAUGAAUGCAGCUGAGAUCACUGACAAGCUUGGAUUGCAAGCUCUUAGGCAGAGAACAUGGUAUAUCCAGGCUGCUUGCGCCACUUCCGGUGAUGGCCUGUACGAGGGUCUGGAGUGGUUGGCAACCAACAUUAAGCGUCGGUCUUAA
Messenger RNA from Suillus paluster, 546 nucleotides. RefSeq names its product ARF/SAR. The transcript has 6 exons. Gene Ontology annotation, biological process: intracellular protein transport; vesicle-mediated transport. Gene Ontology annotation, molecular function: GTP binding; GTPase activity. NCBI's taxonomy places the organism in Eukaryota, Fungi, Basidiomycota, Agaricomycetes, Boletales, Suillaceae. Bases 1 to 546 code for a protein of 181 amino acids. Gene Ontology annotation, cellular component: plasma membrane; cytoplasm. The record is from RefSeq and is a predicted model, not a curated record.